This is a messenger RNA of Mya arenaria, 2246 nucleotides long. RefSeq names its product integrin alpha-X-like. Lineage: Eukaryota; Metazoa; Mollusca; Bivalvia; Myida; Myidae. Bases 504 to 1145 code for a protein of 213 amino acids. The record is from RefSeq and is a predicted model, not a curated record. The transcript has 4 exons.
CGUAUGCUAGAGUGUAUGUCCGGUCAUUACACGUUAGAAAUAAGCAAGCUUAACCUUCCACGUUGUACCAAAUUUGAAUGAGAUCUAAAUUGAACAUUAUUACCAGUGGAUCUAUCAAGCGACAGGUUUAUUUAUACAUCGGAUAUCUUAGUAUGUUAUAAACUGUUUCAGUUAUAAAUAAAUUUGUUAAACAGUUAUAUAUCUAUAUACUUUGUGAAAAAACAACUCCCAUCUUACGUUAAUAAUGAUGCACUUGGAACGGAUGAUCUUGCAUGUGAUAUGGUUGACGGCCGUGUGGGCGGUGGACGCCCCUGAAUUCGUGUGCCGGCCGACGGACUGCGGCGUGGUCCGAGCCGUUUGGGUUCGGGCAGGUGUCCCGAGAACGGAUCAUCUGCCACCCGGCCAAUGGCGGCACCCCUUGCCCGACAGAACUUAAGCAGAUCAAAUAUACAGGUAAACGAACCAGCACCCUGUCCACUGCGAAAUCUCUCGUAACAAACUUUAUGGUACAGAACUCAUCAACAAACGGUUGGUCAGUGGGUCGCCUUCGGGACUUGCUCGUCAUCGUUGACGGUUCGGGAAGCAUAGGAGCCACAAAUUUCCAAAAAAUUAUGAACCAAAUGGCCCGCCUCCUUGGCAUGCUGUGCCCCACACCGGAUCCCUUCAAGGGGUACCAGCAGGCGGCACUAAUUGAGUUCUCGGGCAAUGUGCGGGAAAUAUUUGACUUCAAUGAAAAGGCGAAUACACUGGCUGUACAGCAGGGCGUAAAUGGAACGCAAUAUUCCGGGGGCUACACGUGCACCGCCACCGCAUUCAACUACGCUCGAAACACUAUGUUCACAGCCGCUAAAGGUAUGCGGAUCCAAUCGGACGUGAAGCAGGAAGUACUCAUUUUAACGGACGGGCAGUCGAACUGUGGCGGGGACGCCGUUCAGGCCGCCAAGCUACUCGACAAGACGGCGAAUGUGUACGGGCUCAUGAUCGGCGACCACAGCACGGCGGGAAUACAGGAACUGACAAACUACGUUUCCUCGCCAAAGAAUCAGCACCUGUUUACCGUGGAGAACGCACGUGAGCUGGUACAGUUGGUUGACCUCGUGGAGCAGCAGCUGAAGUCUAUACCCUGUGCCCCCUUCGACAUCUGAGUGCAACCACUGUCGUUAUAAUGUGUUUCCUUUAUUAACCCUAUUCUCGAUUUGGUAACUGUGUAGUUGUAUUAUAUAUUUUAUUGAUAAAACCGAUUUGAAUAUGUUUCUUGACACCGGAGCAUCGAGGCGAUCCUGGAGUGUUUGAGAUCAUUUCGAUAGAUACAAGUGUCUUGGGUAAAGGAGCAUUAUUAUCACCGGAGUGAAAAUAAUAAAUACCUGUCCAAUAAGAUAGCAUAUUAACUCGAGAUGAUAUAUUAUUAAAAAAGGGAAAAUAAUAAAAAAAAAAGUUUAAAGGAAGGCUUCUUUGUAAGCUUUUAGUAUUGAAUUGUCCACUCUUUUUAUUUGGCGCCUUUUCAUACGAUUAUAAGGUUCCACCCAGAACAUUUUAAUUCACCAGAUGGUGCAUUUCAUUUGUUAAUUGAAUCCAAACUUUAUAUAGAUAUUUGAACUUUAUGAAAUCCACAAUUUAACGUACACGUCCAAAUAUGUUUAAGACGAUAAAAUUGUUUAAUACAGAAAACAUUGCAUGCUGAACAAUAUUUCUAUUUCCGUAUUGAAAAACAUUUGUUAAUUUUAAGCAUUGUAUCAUUUUGUAGUUAAGGAACUGGUAAAUUGUUAGUACUAAGCGAGGACAAUAUGUCUUGAUAAGAUUAGUACGGUACAUGGCGGUCCCUGGUGGCCGGUUCAAUUAAGAUCUAAAUCAAUUUUAGUCGUACAUUAAGAUUAUUUCAGUGUCAUAGUCUCAUUAUUUUGCUUCUUACUGAUUGAAUUAAGCUUUAGCCCGUAUCUAAAAUGAAAACACAAAACUGAAAAAAUAUCAAUAUCAACAUAUUGCCAUCUGUUACGUUUAUACAAAUUUAAGAUUAUUGAAGAUACGACUAAAAUCCUUUAUUGGAACGGCGUCACGAAUUAUUGUAACUUUAUAUAAUAAUUAUCUUUCCUUUUUUAUGGCUCUUCAUGUACACUUCUUGAUAUAUGCUGUCAAACUAACUUUAUUGACAACCGCCUUUCAAAUGUUAAAUAGCUUAAAUGAUCAUUGGUUAAUACAACCUUCAUGAAUGGAAACGCAAUUUUAUGUUCUUAAAUAAUCUUGUGUUC